GAAAUAUGCGAAUUGAAUAAAACAUUGUGGGUAUGAAACUCUAUGGGAUCGAUUACGGAAUAACUUACUAGUUUUUAGCCUUUUUUCUCGGAUCGAAUUGUCAAACAAAACGAACUUGCGUGCAAUGGCAGAGGAAUCUGAAUAUCGCAUUCCCAAAGCGACUGUUCAAGAAAUUGACAAGAAGACAGUAGAAGUUAGUAUAAGAAUACCUAAUUUGGAAGUGAAAGCCAAGAUUCCAGGGAUAGGAACUGCUAAACUAAAGGAUAACUGUACAGUAACACCCAGUUUUAAGGCAAAUUCCCUUCAAAUAACUGCCAUUAUCAAGAAGAAUGAUAUUGAAAACAAGUUUAGAUAUGAUAUAAAAAAGUUACCAGGGGAGAUAAUUCCUGAGAAAUGCACCACAAAGUAUAAAGAUGAUCUGAUAACUGUACUACUACACAAAGCUGAUACUUCAUCAUGGGAGAUACAAUUAAAGAGAGGACUUGAACAAGCUAAAGAUUAAAAGGGAUACCUGACUCAAGUAUUGAACGGCCAUCAUGUCUUUUUCCAAUGGUGUACUACUGUAUAACCUGCAAAUAAGCUUAAAUGAUUUAUUAAGAUUGUGUAUAAACUUAUAGAAAUACUGAUUUUUACAACAAAAAGCUAUGCAUCUGUUUUGUUGUUUACGCUCCUGGAGAUAUGACUGUGAAUCAUAAAUAACCCCCUAAAGUCAGAUUAUACAAUGUAUAUUUCAAAUCAGUGCAAUUGUCAUUUUCUUUUUUGUAUAUUGAAUUUACAUACAUAAUGUAUUUCUUAAUCUGUAAAAGAUAUUUAUGUUGAAAAAAUGCCUUUAAUUUAUAGUUACUUGUGUGUUGUGCAAUGUUGUGUAUACAGCUUGCACAAACUGUUUAAAAAUGUUUCUGAUUUGGUCCAUUUCAGAACUGGUACUAAUAAUAGAUAAUUAAUUCACUUUACAAUUAAAUAUCAUCCAUGCAUAUCAAAUACUUAGCAGAAUAUGAUUAGAUUCUUCACUUCACACUCAGUUUUGCUCUUUUGUCUUUGAACAUCUUUCUUUGAUACCCUGUGCAAAUAAUGUUUUGGGAGGGCUAUAUUGGUAUCAUCUAGUUCAUCUGUUUACCUGUCUGUCCAUGUGCCUUGAAAGCCUCCUAAAUUACUAAAUGAAUAUCAACAAAACUUAACAUAGUUGUAGGACACUACUGAAGGGUGGGCAUAUUUGAUUAGUCCAGUUCCUGCAAGUUAAAGGGGAGACAACCCAACUUAUUAUCCAUUUCAGAAUCUAAUGCAUCCUGAGUAAUAUUUUCAAAAGUGUACACCAAAACGUCCAGAUUGGUUUGAAAUGUCAUAAACAAUGGAAAUUUAACCAAUGAUGUGACGUUAUUUUCAGUUUAGGGUGCCAACAAUGAAAUUACCCAUGAUGCUUUAUAUUUUGAAACGGCCAAUUAAAUUCAAUAAUACAAAAAUGUGAUGAUAGUCUCUCAUCUUACAACUCCUUUUUAAGGAUUGGAUAAGUUUGGAUAAAACUUUGCACAGUUAUAGAACACCUAUGGAAGAUAUGAAUAAAGGAAUGUAAUUAUUGAUUACCAUGUAAAAAGGGAAGAUAAUAAAUUUUUGAGUAUUGGAGUAUUUACAUAGGUUUACUAACUUCACGAACAGUUUUUGUCGAGCCUGCAACUUUUGUUGCAGAAAGCUCGACAUAGGGAUAGUGAUCCGGCGGCGGUGGCGGCGGUGUUAGCUCACUUCUUAAAAGGUUUAUAUUUUAGAAGGUGAAAGACCUGGAUGCUUCAUACUUUGUAUAUAGAUGCCUCAUGUUACGAAGUUUCCGUCUGUCACAUGUCCAAUGUCCUUGACCUCAUUUUCAUGGUUCAGUGACCACUUGAAAAAAAAGUUCAGAAUUUUUGUUAUGUUGAAUUCUCUCUUAUUAUAAGUACAAUGUAAUAGGAUAACUAUAUUUGGUAUGUGCGUACCUUGCAAGGUCCUCAUGCCCGUCAGACAAUUUUCAUUUGACCUCUACCUCAUUUCAUGGAUCAGUGAACAAGGUUAAGUUUUGGUGGUCAAGUCCAUAUCUCAGAUACUAUAAGCAAUAGGGCUAGGAUAUUUGGUGUAUGGAAGGACUGUAUGGUGUACAUGUCCAACUGGCAGUUGUCACCUGACCUUGACCUCAUUUUCAUGGUUCAGUGGUUAUUGUUAAGUUUUUGUGUUUUGGUCUGUUUUUCUCAUACUUCAUGCAAUAGGUCUACUAUAUUUGUUGUAUGGAAUGAUUGUAAGGUGUACAUAUCUAGCGGGUAGAUGUCAUCUGACCUUGACCUCAUUUUCAUGGUUCAGUGGUCAAAAAUUAUUUUUUUUAGUUUUGGUCUUUUUAUCUAAUAUUAUAUGCCAAAGGUCAACUAUAUUUAGUGUACUGACAUAUCUUAUGAUCUUAAUGUCAAUCCCGCAGGUUUUGUUUGACCAUGACCUCAAUUCCACGGUUCAUUGCACAGUGUUAAGUUUUUGUGUUUUGGUCUAUUUUUCUUAAACUUUAAGUAUAGGUCAACUAUAUUUGUUGUAUGGAAGCAUUGUUAGCUGUACAUGUCUGCCUGGCAUGGUUCAUCUGACCUUGACCUCAUUUGCAUGGUUCAUUGGUCUUUGUUUAGCUAUCUUGGUUAAUGUUAAGUUUAUGUGACAGUUGUAAUAAAGCUUUAUAUUAAGGACUAUCAACAUAAUAUCAAUGAUAAGUAAAGAAGGCGAGACAUUUCAGUGUGUGCACUCUUGUAAUUCUUACUUAAACAUGUUUCUAUUUGAAUAUCAAUUGUGUUUAGAAGAAAAAAGUAACAAGUAUCAUUAUGUAAAACAAUGGACUAUAAUGUAAAGUUGUUUUAUCAGCAUUAAUUUUGAUUUUGUUAUAUUUAGUUUUUUAUUGUUUACAAUGCAUAACAUAAUUUUUUUUCAUAAAAAGGUUUAAGAUUUUUGUUACAUCUGUUGCUGUUGAAAUGUGUUUUUUUCUCAUUUUUUUUCUUCUUCUGUAAAUUAAAUUCAUGUAUGCAUCUGAAUAGAUCAGAAAACUAAUUUCUUAGAACUUUAAUUGCUUGUAGAAGUCAAUUUUAACAACUAUAUUGAAAUGCAUUAUUGCAUUUUUUUGUAUAUUUUAUAUUAUUGGUUAAUUGUACUAAUGAUGGUGGAUGUUUUCAAAAGUAGAAUAUCUUUGUAUUAUAUUGUACAAACCUGCCAGUGCAAUACAUGUUGUUAAGGAAUACUAUUCACAAAUAAUUAUGUAUUAAUCUGUUUAUUUUGAAAUAACUAGAAAACUAUAUGUUUAAUUAAUCAGUGUUCUCCUCGUGGCCUUUAAGCAUCAUGGUAAUUUGAUGCUAUUUUGCUAGGAUGUGAUGCUAUCUGAAAAUAUUUUCUGAUAUAUUGUGCUCUGGGUGUGAUGCAAUUAUUUCUAAAAACAGUGUUAUAGAUGUGAUAUAUAGAUUCCAUCACUGCAACACAUCAGUGUGUUACGAUAUUUCUCCACUCCAUACAGUUAAAUCUUUAUAUUUAAAGUGUGAGGCUUGCCCUGAAGUAAACUUUUUAUUUUUUGUAUGAUUAGGUUUUCUUUUACAUUUUAACCUUAUACUUUAGUUUAUUUUAUGUAUGUGGUGAUUGGUUUUAGUUUUUUAGAUUUUGUAUCUACCUCAUACUCAACUAAGAUUUUUUUUUUGUAUAACUAUGGCAGUGUUACUUUUAAUAUUUUGUCUGUACAACUAUUUGCAUCUGUAAACAAAAGAUUGAUAUUUUACACCGAACACCAUAUCAAAUGUAAAUUAUCUCCCUUGAUAACUUUUAAGUUACCUCCCCUGGUGAUAGAUAACUUUUCAAAAUUCUUUUUUUUGCAGUUUCUGAAAUGAACUAUUUCUAAAACUUAAUUUGAAAUUGAUAUUUGAUUUAGAACUAUGUUAUAACUAGGUUGCAAACUAUUUAUAUAAAAAAACCUAACCAUUUCAAUUACUUUGUAUUCUUUUUUAAUGAAUUUUAUUUUAAGAUACCAGGUUUUUUUUUAUGAAUUCUUCAAUAGUAGAAAAAAUUAAACCAUAAAUUACUUGAAAAAAGUGCAUAGUAACCAUGAAAACUUAUUGCUAGCUAGUGGUUGUUUACUGGAGUGAAUAUUACAGUAUACAUACCUUUUAUUAUAACAAAAUUUGAAAAGAAUUUGAAAAUGUAUUCAUAUUUUAAAUGUUACAUAAAGGUGCUCCUUUGAAAACUAGAAAUAUAUAAAACAUAAGUUACAGUAAGAAUACAAGUCGAUGUAGUGUCUAUAAGGUACCUCCUAAACAGCAACACACAAACACACAUAGCCUUCUUUUGUCUGCUUUUGAUUUAAUUCUACAGCAAGCUGCCUAUGUCAAAAUAUUAACCCUAAAUUUUAUCAAAAGUAGAAUCUGUGGUUUAAAAACUCAGGUUUUUUUUUAACUUUUUAUUUAUAUUCUUUGAAAGUAGAUAUGCCAAUGUUUUUAAUAACAUAAGUUAAUUUGUAUUUAUAAUUUAAUAGGUUGUUUAUAUGUUUACUGCAAUGAUCUGAUGUGUUCUUUUUAUAGUUAUAUACAUUUGAAGCAUUUAAUCAACUCAUUAAAUAUUUUGAAAAAU
Messenger RNA from Mytilus trossulus (common blue mussel), 4599 nucleotides. RefSeq lists its product as uncharacterized. The record is from RefSeq and is a predicted model, not a curated record. The transcript is spliced from 4 exons. Bases 125 to 502 code for a protein of 125 amino acids. NCBI's taxonomy places the organism in Eukaryota, Metazoa, Mollusca, Bivalvia, Mytilida, Mytilidae.